Molecule: messenger RNA, 6696 nt
Organism: Limanda limanda (common dab)
Lineage: Eukaryota; Metazoa; Chordata; Actinopteri; Pleuronectiformes; Pleuronectidae
Gene: myo7ba
Product: unconventional myosin-VIIa
Exons: 47
Coding region: 1-6696 (2231 amino acids)
Cellular component (GO): myosin complex; cytoskeleton
Molecular function (GO): protein binding; ATP binding; cytoskeletal motor activity
Source: RefSeq, a predicted model, not a curated record
AUGCUGCAUUGCAGGAAGGGUGAUUUUGUGUGGGUGGACUCUGGUACUGAGGUGCCGAUUGGGGCGGAGGUCAAGGUGUCAGACACAGGACAGCUUGAACUGAUCGACGAUGAAGGAAAGGAGCACAAGAUCAACAAGAAGACGGAGGGAAGCAUUCGACCCAUGCACCCCUCCUCUGUGAAGGGUGUGGAUGACAUGAUAAGGCUCGGUGAUCUCAAUGAGGCGGGGCUCCUCAGGAACCUUCUGGUGCGACACAAGGAAGGCCUGGUCUAUACAUAUACAGGCUCCAUUCUGGUUGCUGUCAACCCCUACCAGCUGCUGCCCAUCUACACCACAGAGCAUGUGCACAUGUACACAGAUCGCCGGCUGGGUGAACUGCCGCCGCACGUCUUCGCCAUCGCAGACAACUGUUUUUUCAACAUGCACCGCCACAGAAAGAACCAGUGCUGUGUCAUCAGUGGAGAGUCAGGAGCAGGGAAAACUGAGAACACCAAGUUGAUGCUGCAGUACCUGGCUGCAGUGAGUGGCCAGCACACCUGGAUUGAGCAGCAGAUUCUUGAAGCAAACCCCAUCUUAGAAGCUUUUGGUAAUGCCAAAACCGUCCGCAAUGAUAACUCCAGUCGUUUUGGGAAGUACAUUGACAUCAACUUCACCAAGGGUGGGGCCAUUGAGGGCGCCUGCAUUGAGCAGUACCUGCUGGAGAAGUCCAGAGUCUGUCGUCAGGCACCCGAGGAAAGAAACUACCAUAUCUUUUACUACAUGCUGAUGGGCAUGUCAACUGAGCAUAAGAAGAUUCUUUCCCUUGGGAACGCUGCUGAGUACAACUACCUGACCAUGGGAAAGUGCACCAGCUGUGAGGGUCGUGAUGAUGUGAAGGAAUACGCCCACUUCCGUUCAGCUCUGAAGAUCCUGAUGUUCACAGAGAACGACUCCUGGGUGAUCUACAAACUUCUGGCUGCCAUCCUUCACAUGGGCAAUGUGGACUUCAAGGCCACCAUAGUAAAUAACCUGGAGGCCUGUGAAAUUGUCACAUCAUCCCAUUUUAACAUGGCCAGCCAACUUUUGGAGGUGGAUCCCAAAGCGCUGGAGAGCUGUCUGACCCAGCUCUCCCUCAUGACCACCAGGGAGAGUGUGACUAAACAUCUGACCUCUGCCCAGGCUGUGGAAGGCAGGGACGCCUUUGUCAAAGCUCUUUAUGGAAGACUCUUCAUUUGGGUCGUGGAAAAAAUCAACGCUGCCGUAUUCAAGCCGCCUGAGGAAGACUCUGAUGAGGACAGACAGACAAUAGGCUUGCUGGACAUCUUCGGCUUUGAGAACUUCAACAAAAACAGCUUUGAGCAGUUGUGCAUCAACUUUGCCAACGAGCAGCUGCAGCAGUUUUUCGUCAAGCACAUUUUCAAGCUGGAGCAGGAAGAGUACACCCGAGAAAACAUUGUCUGGAAGCACAUUGACUACAGAGACAACCAGUGCACCUUGGACAUACUGGCCAACAAACCCAUGAACAUGCUGGCUCUUAUUGAUGAAGAAAGCAACUUCCCCAAGGGCACAGAUGCCACCAUGCUCCAAAAAAUGAACCAGUUCCACGGGAAAGGGGAAAUCUAUAUUCCCCCCAAGAACAACUAUGAGACACAGUUUGGGAUCAAGCAUUUUGCUGGAGCAGUCUACUACGAUUCAGAAGGUUUUCUUGAGAAAAACCGUGACGCCCUCAGCUUAGACCUGAUUCAACUGGUGGAAACUUCCACCAACAAACUCCUCAAACAGUUGUUUCAGAACGAGCUGUCCUCUGGCACGACCAAGAGCGGCGUCAACCCCAAGAUGAUCAUCACCACACCCAAGAACAGCCUCCGCCAAGCAGCUGACAGCAAGAAACGAGUGCCAACGCUCUCCGCCCAGUUCCGUCAGUCUUUGGAUUCCCUGAUGAAAACGUUGACUGCAUGCCAGCCCUACUUCAUACGCUGCAUUAAACCCAAUGAGUUCAAGCAGCCCAUGCUGUUCGACAGAGAGCUGUGCAUCCGUCAGCUCCGUUACUCGGGCAUGAUGGAGACCAUCAAGAUCCGGAAAGCUGGCUACCCUGUACGCUACAGCUUCGACGAGUUUGUGGAUCGAUACCGUGUCCUUCUGAAAAUGUCAGUCUGUGAUCCCAAAACAGACAGCAAAGAGAAAUGCUGUGAAAGCAUCUGUGGAACUGUGCUCACUGGGAACGGUGACUGGAAGACUGGGAAGACAAAAAUAUUCCUGAAGGACAUCCAUGACACAAUGCUUGAGGUGGAGCGAAUGAAAAAACUCAACGAAAAAGCUCUUUUGAUCCAAAAGGUCCUGAGAGGCUUCAAAUACAGGAGAGAGUUCCUGAGGAAAAGGGCAAGCGCUCUUGUCAUUCAAAAAUACUGGAGAGGACACCAAGGGAGAAAAUUGUACAGAGUGGUCCAGCUUGGCUUUGCAAGGCUGCAGGCGCAGGUUCGUUCGCGCCAACUCCACUUACAGUACAAGAGGAAGCGAGAGGCAGCCAUCGUGCUGCAGGCCCGAACCAGGGGAUACCUGGCCAGGAAGGAACGGAAGCGUAAGACAGAAGCUGUGAUCCUCCUGCAGGCUUACACCAGAGGUGCGCUGGCAAGAAAAGCUCUGAGGAAGAUGAAAAGAGACAUGUACCUCUCUGCUAAAGAGAAGGAAGAAGAGCGGCAGAUGAUUUUGCAGAGACAGAGACACUUGGAAGAAGUUCUGAGGCAGAAGAAAGUGAUGGAGGAAAAGGCUCACUCGGAUUCCAUCACAGAUCAGGAGAUGGUAGACGACAUCUUUGGAUUCAUCUCCGCUCAUAUCGGAGGACAAGAGGGACAAGCACCUGUAGGAUUUGAGAACUUUGAGGGGAAAAGGAUGCUCAGCGAGGAGAUAGAUAUUGACGACCUCCCCAUGGAGGAGGAUCCUCCCACUGAAGACUACAAUGACCUGAAUGAGUACACCUUCUCCAAGUUUGCCUCUAUGUACUUCCAGGGUGCAGCCACCCACACCCACAUCCGCCAGAGGCUUCGGCAGCCCCUGCUCUACCAUGAGGAUGAAGGAGACGUUCUGGCUUCAUUGACAGUGUGGUGGAUCAUUAUGAGGUUCAUGGGAGACCUACCUGAGCCCAAAAAGAUCCAGGGAGCCUCCACACAGGAACGUCUUCUGCCGCAGGACCUGAUAUCCAGGAAGAACAGACGUCUCAGCCACAUGGUGGGCCUGGACCAGAGGGUGCUAAGAAAUAAAAAAGAAGUUAACCCUUCCACAGUCCCAGAGGAGCCAACACAAAACAGAAAGAGCUCUAUUUUCGUCGACCUUCUGACAAGAAACCGGAAAGCUUCUGCUCUGCCCAAUGAGACUGCUCCAAACCCAAAGGUUUACACUGUACCAGAGAGAAGCCCACAUGCAAGGAAGGGGUCCACUUUCACCGACCUACUCUCAAGAAACAGAAAACCAUCCACCGUUCCAGAAAGUGGAAUCCAAAAAUCCACUGCAAAUCUCCGGAAACCCUCGAUGAUCAUGGAAGAGUCAGAAGAUCUGACCGAAGUGGCCAAGCCUCCCACACUGCAGACGGUGAGGGAGGACAGUGAUGACAAUGUCGGAGAAGGACCCACCCUGGACCGGCCGCUGACCUCACUAGAAAAACUCCACAUUAUUGUGGGAUAUGCUAUUGUCAGACGUGAUCUCAGGGAUGAGAUUUACUGUCAGAUCUGCAAGCAGCUUCAGGAUAACAACAAUCGCAACAGCUACUUCCGUGGUUGGAUCCUUUUGUCCCUCUGUCUGGGCAUUUUCCCUCCAAGUGAGCGUUUUAUAAGGUACUUGCAAAGUUUCAUCUGUUCCGCUCCCGAAGGCUACGCUUCCUACUGUGCUGAAAGGCUGCGUCGCACGGUAAUGAAUGGAGUGCGAGGGGAGCCCCCGGCCUGGCUGGAGCUGCAGGCCACCAAGACAAAGAGGCCCAUGGUCGUGUCUGUGAAUCUGCUGGAUGGACGUUCAAUCAAUGUGCCUGUUGACUCAGCAUCUACCUCCAGAGAGAUCUGCCAAGUCCUCUCCAACAAAGUCAAACUCAAAGACACCUUUGGCUUUUCUCUCUACGUGGCUCUGUAUGAAAAGGUGUGGGCUCUGGGUGGCGGCCGAGACCAUGUGAUGGAUGCAAUCUCCCAGUGUGAGCAGGAAGUGAAGCGGAGAGGAGGACAGGAGCAGCACGCACCCUGGCGACUCUUCUUCCGCAAGGAGAUCUUCAGCCCCUGGCACAACAGUGAAGAGGACAAGAUCAGCACAGAGCUCAUCUAUAAGCAGAUCAUCCAUGGUCUGAAGUUUGGAGAGUACCAGAGUGAAAAGGAAGAUGAUGUUGUUCAGCUUGCUGCAAAACAUUUGUACAUCCAACACGGCUCGGAGAGCUCUCCAGAAAAUGUGAAACAAGCUGUACAGGACAGCAUCAACACCUCUCUGCUGGAGGCCAAGUCAGAGGCCAAGUGGGUGCAGAUGGUCAGCGACGCUCAUGCUGAGGCUCCGUAUCUGAGUUCAAAACAAAAGAAAGAGUCGGUGAAGGCAGAGAUGGUCGGCUACGCUCAGAAGAAGUGGCCCAUGUUCUUCUCCAGGUUCUUUGAAGUUGUCAAACUGUCAGGUCCUGCCCUGCCAAAGAGCAAGUUCAUCGUGGCCAUAAACUGGACUGGUAUCACGUUCCUGGAUGAGAGAGAGAGGAGGCUGCUGGAGCUCUCCUUCCCUGAAGUGACUGGAGUCAAUUCUACAAGGGAGGGUAAAACAUCUGGCCAGUCCAUGUGUCUGCUGACACUGAAAGGAGACUUCACUCUGAGCGGAUCUGCAGCUGAGGACAUGACCGAGCUGGUAACCAUGUUCCUCAGCGGCCUGACAGAGCGAUCUCAGUACGCUGUGGCCCUGAAGGACGUCGACAGGCAAGAUGACCCCACAUUCCUCAGCUUUAAGAAAGGAGACCUCAUUCUGAUAAUCAAAGAUGAUGAGUAUUCUCAGCAGCGCGGCUGGAUAAAGGGUCAAAUUGAGAAGACAAAAAAAACAGGAGCCGUCCCCACUGAGGCUAUCUUAAUCCUACCAACGCUCAGCAAACCCACCAAUGAGGUCAUGAGACUCCUCAGUCUGUCCCCUAACCAGAGGAAGGACAUCAUACAGACAAAGAGUAAAGAAACAGGAACAUUGGAGAGAGUGGCUCCUGCUACACUGAAGGAAUUCUCCAUCCAGCACUUCAGGCAGCCCACUAAGGAUGUUAACCGCCAGGUGAUCUCCAGAAAUGCUGCUCCUGAGAGGCUGUGGGCAAACUCCAGAGAGCCAAUCAGACAGCCCCUCCUCAUGAAGCUGGUGGGCAACCCGGAGCUGAGCCACAAAGCCUCUCUGGCUUUCACUGCGAUCCUGAAAUAUAUGGGAGAUUACCCGACCAAGCAGAUGGUCAGUCCUCUCGAGCUCACCGACCAGAUCUUUGGCCCAGCCACUCAAAGUGAGAUGCUCAGGGACGAGAUCUACUGCCAGAUUAUGAAGCAGAUGACCAGCAAUAACAACCGGUCCAGUAUGGAGCAGGGCUGGCAGCUGCUGUGGCUCUGCUGUGGCCUGUUUCCUUGCAGCCAGUCUCUUCUGAAGCACACUCAGCGCUUUCUGGAGUCGCGCCGCAGAGAGCCAAUGGCCUCUGACUGUCUUCAGCGACUGCAGAGCUCACUGAGGAUGGAGCCCAGGAAGCUUCCACCACACCAGGUGGAGGUAGACGCUAUCCAACAGAACAGGACCCAGAUCGGCCACAAAAUCCACUUCCCCAAUGACACAGAAGAGGUAUUUGAGGUUUCAACCAACACCAGGAUCAAGGAUCUAAUUCAGAACAUAACGAACAAGCUCAAUCUGGCCUCAUCAGACGGAUUCAGUAUAUUUGUCAAAACACAUGACAAGGUCCUCAGUGUGAAUGAUGCAGACUACUUCUUUGAUAGUUUGAGACAAAUCACCGACUGGUCCAAAAAAGUCAAGAGGAUCCAGGACGGUGGGCCAGUCAACGUAUCCUACAUUGUGUUUUUCAUGAGGAAGUUGUGGUUCAAUGUGAUCCCUGGCAGAGACGUGGAGGGAGAUCUUAUCUUCCAUUUCCCUCAGGAGCUACCCAAAUACCUGAGAGGCUAUCAUGUCUGCACUAAAGAUGAAAUGAUCAACAUUGCAGCCUUGCUCUUCAGGAUAAAGGUCAACAAUGACAAGAGCCAGAUUGUCAUGAUUCCCAAGGUGCUGAAGGAGCUUGUGCCUGCUGACCAACUGAAGGCCAUGUCUGAAAAUGAGUGGAAGAGGAGUAUUGUUGUUCACUAUAACAAACACGCUGGUAUGACUGUUGAAGAGGCCAGGGUGGCAUUUCUCAAAGCAGUUUGCCGCUGGCCGACGUUCGGCUCUGCAUUUUUUGAAGUCAAGCAAACAUCAGAGCCAAACUUCCCAGAUAUUGUGCGAAUUGCCAUCAGCAAACAAGGACUUACAAUCAUCCACCCUAAAACCAAGGAUGUUUUGGCAAAUCACCCAUUCAACUGCAUAGCUAACUGGUGCAGUGGAAGCACCUACUUCCACAUGACUAUUGGCAGUUUGGUCAAGGGAAGCAAAUUCCUGUGUGAAACGUCUCUGGGUUACAAGAUGGAUGAUCUUAUAACCUCCUACGUCAACUUGUACCUCAGAGAGAGGAGGGCAGGGCAAACCAGGAACCAGCGCUUCAACAUUUGA